Molecule: messenger RNA, 1734 nt
Organism: Entelurus aequoreus (snake pipefish)
Lineage: Eukaryota; Metazoa; Chordata; Actinopteri; Syngnathiformes; Syngnathidae
Exons: 3
Coding region: 159-866 (235 amino acids)
Source: RefSeq, a predicted model, not a curated record
UUUAUUUGUUUUGGAAGCAUCAACACCUGCAGGGCCCUCCCUUCCCCCCCUCUAUUUACGUAAAAUGGUUCAGUCCGACUGGAUCAGCUGCAGGUAGAGCACGACGAUUUGUCACAGACAGACAGCGCCACAGCGGGCAAAGCGGAGGAGACAGCAGUAUGCCUAAAAAAUCAGGCAGCCAAAAAAGACAGGAAAAUAAAAUAAGAGAGGAGAAGGAGUUGAAGGGUCGACAAUAUGUCACCCAAUAUUUCCCAAAAAAAGAGUCAAGUGCACCAGCAGCAGCAGCUGUCUGUCAGCCCCCAAGUCCCCCUGCCCCUGAAUCAGCCCCAGUGCCCCCACAUGAGGAAGGAGUUUUUCACCCUAUGAGCUGCAUACAGGUCAGCCAUUCACAGGACCAGCAGCUCCCCAUGGAAGGAGGACUCAGCGUAAAACCAAAAUGGUAUUUUACACAAAAAAUUGCAGAAUUUGUGUGCCAGUUCUUCUGUACAGAUUCCCUUCCGCCCGCUGAGAGGGUCAAGAUCAAGGUCACCAAACGCAAGUGGACGGAGCUCAGGUGGACUGGUCCCUUCAAGGUCGUGGAACAGACGUUCCACGCCCUUCGACUGGCUAGUGGAGGGGACACCUGGUACCACCUCUCCCUCUGCACUACUGCUGAAGAACCUGACAGAUCACCAGGGGAUGUCAUUGCUGACAUCGCCACAACAUCUGCCCCUCAGCCCAGGAGACGAGAGAGAUUUUCUACCUACAUUACUCUUUUCAACUUCUAUAUUGUAUAUCCUUGUGUGAGACCAAUCCAGUAUGCUAAAUGUUUCUUAGUUUUUCUUGCUUGUUUUCAGCAUAACUACAUGUGUCGUUACAUUAAGUGAAGUUUGAUGUUUAUCCCCGUUUUGUUACCUAAAUUACUCUGAUAUUGAUAGACGAAAGGCAGGAUGUUACACCCGGUAGUAUUCCCUGACGGACUGGUGCUUGGGCGUGUUCUACUGUCUUUGUGUCUCAGUUCUUCCUUCCCGACGACAGUGACUGACAAGUGUCUUAGAACAUACAGCGGACUUUAAAUAGACUGGGUCAAAGGGGAUAGCAAGACUUAUUUUUUGACCUGUGCAGUGUGAUUAAUUACGGGGGACACAAUAGCUAUUACCGUGGUAAUAACCUCUAUAUUUGUAACGACUCAACCCUGAACCAUUGGUGUCGGAUGCAGACAACAUACUCUGGUAAGUGGUGCCCAUCGUCCCUUUUAUGUUGUUUUGGGGGUUGACCUGACUGAUACAGACUCUAAAGGAAUUAUUAAAAUUAAUGUCCUUGAGAGGGCGUUAACUACCUCUACACCCUCUGUAGCACCUAAAGUACCACCCCACCUUGGUGGUGUUUCAAAGGCUCUCACAUCUGUGCGUGCUAAUGACAUCACCACCGAAGGCCUGGUAACUUUGACCUUAGGAGCGGGUGCAGACAACCUGUGGCUCAGGUGGAUGCAAAAACCUGGGUGACUGUGUUGCUUCUUCCGCUGGACGUCCCUUUCCCCACACUUACCCCGCCCCUUUUAAGUUGACUGACCAACCUGACUCGUGACGCCGUUGAGGGACUUGCUGAACAACUUGCCCCGACCUCCCUCAGGGCCGUUCAGAUCCGCAUAGCCCUUGACCGCAUCCUAGCCAAGGAAGAAGGAGUGUGUGCAAUGUUUGGUGACCAAUGCUGUACCUUCAUUCCUAACAACACUGCCCCCGAUGGCUCAGUUCA